This is a messenger RNA of Cladophialophora immunda, 3408 nucleotides long. RefSeq lists its product as uncharacterized. The record is from RefSeq and is a predicted model, not a curated record. Lineage: Eukaryota; Fungi; Ascomycota; Eurotiomycetes; Chaetothyriales; Herpotrichiellaceae. The transcript has 4 exons. Gene Ontology annotation, molecular function: DNA binding; ATP binding; protein serine/threonine kinase activity. Bases 1 to 3408 code for a protein of 1135 amino acids. Gene Ontology annotation, cellular component: nucleus; cytoplasm. Gene Ontology annotation, biological process: protein phosphorylation; meiotic recombination checkpoint signaling.
AUGGAUGACCCAAAUAUCUUCUUGACCCUCACCCCCUGUGAUAAAUGGGGACUGACCGCCGAUUCGUUCCGUUUACCACAUAAUGUUGCUCGAUAUGUCCAGCCGUGUCCUAUCAGCCGCGAGACCACGCCUGGUGAUUCUGUCCACGACGAAACUCCGGUGAACGAACUGGAAUACUUCCACCGCAUCCAAUUGCGUUUUGACCAGGAGACCAAAGUCAAAGGCCGUGUCACAUUUGGAAGUGAUCCCGAACUGUGUGAUGUACUUCUUGAUUCGAGAAGACCACGAUUUUACAUCACUUUCGAUAGCAAACAACGACCCGUGAUCUGGGAUGACUCCAACAAUGGUUUCACUGUCAGCUAUGACGGGCAAGCUAAAGACGAGCGGCGAAAUCACUUUAAGUGGAUCUUCUUCACCGGGUAUAAGACAAUCAGAGUCACGAUACCGCUCCGGAAGGAGAGACAACUCGCCUUUGACGUCCACCUCCCUCCGCACUACAAGACCCAUCGAGAGGAAUACAAAAACAACGUGGAGAGGUUCAUGGCUGAUGCUCCUCAAGACUAUGACGUGGCCUUCGACAACCUAGCUCUCCGCAGCGAGGGACCCUCGUUCGCGCCGAGUGAAUCCCUCUCUCCAACCAAACGACCUAUUUACUUGAAGGGAAGAGAAUUGGGAAAGGGCAUUUUCGGACGGGUGUGGAAGGUGCAGGACGCUUCUACGGGGUUUGAAUACGCUGGGAAGAAGUUUUUCCAUUCGACAGGCUGGGAGCGGGAAAUUGAAAUCAUGAAAAAGCUUCGACAUGACCAUGUCGUUCGGUUUUUCGACUUCAAAAGGGACCCGGGACCACUUCUCGUGAUGGAAUAUGUGCCACUAGGAAAUUUACAACAGCAAAACACAGACAGCCCGAUUGCCGUGGAAGAAUGGUCAGUCCUGCUAUAUCAAUGUCUCACAGCUCUCGAUUAUCUCCACCAUCGCAAUAUAGCGCAUCGAGACCUCAAGCCUGACAACAUCCUCGUAUGUUCCAGGACCCCCUUUUGGGUUAAAGUGGGAGAUUUUGGUCUCGGCAAAGAAGACGAAGAUGAAGACUUGAAAACACGCUGCGGGAAUGACCGAUAUUCAGCCCCAGAAGCCUAUUCCAAUCGGCCUUACACAAACGCAGUGGAUAUAUGGCAGUUGGGAGUGAUUGUCAUGGAAGGUCUCUAUGGACUCCCUCGCGAUACACGACGAAAAAAUGUGAAACAGCCUAACGAAAUUCAACGGCAGGCUCUUGGCUGGUGUCAGCUUAUUAUUGAAGCAGCAGAGGACUGGGAGUCGGAUUCAAUGAUAGACUUUCUUAGGGGAUGUAUGAUCAUAUGGGAACCAGCAAAGCGACUCCCCGCGGACGAAUGUGUUCAAAAGGGAUUGGAAGCCGGCCUUUUCACCGGAGUAUUUUCGCAGACGGGAAAUGUCACCCCCCGAUUACAACCCGAUGGAGGCACUGGCGAUGUCAAUAUAAAAGAAGCGUCGACCGUCAUGGGACCCUUGUGGCAAAAUGUCAGGACGUCCCCCAGAAACGAAGAGCGUACAUUGCGAUUACGAGGCACUCCUUCUCCGCCGCUCCACGAAUGCGAACAAGUACCACAGUCUCAUGGAGGCAUAAGCUUGAACGACGACGAGAGCACUUCACUGGUUACUCCAGAACGAUACGACAACAGGUUUGCUAAACGCAGACGGACCACGGACGAUUUUGAGCCUAACCUUCAGUUUCCUGGUUCAGUCCAGCAACUUGGCUGGCCUCAGCUUCCCCAAGUAGCGGCUAAUCGCGGUGAGAAGGGUUCAAUGGGUAGGGAAGGGUACACCGCAAGACCAGCCGUGUCAGACGAAGACCCAGAUCAAGAUGAUGAGAUCACGGAGAUUCCGCCAGUCCAGCCACCUCUUGAGCGACGCGGCAAAUUUAUCGUGCAGUCCACUGAGGAACACCAAGCCCUUUUACGCAUAAUAGAUGGCCAAGUGAACUUUACUAUGGACACGUCAUCAAUUGCUCCUUGGAUCGAUAUUCACACUGCACGGGAGCUAUGCUCAAUUGCCAAUGUCGGUGCAAAGUUUCAACCGCUCUUUUCUUUUGGAGAAGCCCGACAAGCUCAGGUCCCGGUGAUCCGGCCCGAGCCGCAACAGCAAAUGAUACAGAACGGGGCAGGGCUUCCUGCAUUUACGCCUCUCAUCUUUAACGGAAACACUGUUUUAGUCCGUAAUGCGGACUCUUGGAUCAAUGCGACUCAAAUUCUUCGAGCGGCCGGGUUUAAUCGCCCCCCAUUUAGUUGGCAGGAUCAGAACUUCGCCUAUGAGAGAGUGGGGCCCCUGGGAGUCUUUGUAAAUGUCGAUAUCGCCAUCCGAUUCUGUGAGCUCUACAACUUACCGGAGCUUGGCAUGAUUUUGCGAGGAGAAUUCCAGGGAGAGCAUCAAGAUCUAGUGUUCACGCGUCGACAGCGCCAGAAAGACAAGGAUAAGUUUCACCUUGUCAGUUGCGCGAAGGACACUGUGGCAGUCAGGCGGAGUGACUUGAAAGUCAACUUGGCUCAUAUUUUUAAAGCGUCACCGGCGCAUCGCAGUCAUCGUGACGCUGCAUUGAGGUUCAAGAAGAGGAACCCUUUUUCUGUCGAGGUUGUGCGAGGCGACUCGAAGACUCAAGGUUCAUACGUCGACAUCUCACUAGCAACCAAUCUUUCUCAGUUACUUGGCUUGCCCUUGAUCGCCAAAGCCCUCGUUCAGCUAAUCGGAGAGAAUUUGUUACCGCAGCGCGAAGGACCUUCUACGGCGGCACAACCCAAAGGCAUCCUAGCACAACCUGGACCGGCCAAAGAUAUCAACAAUGGUGACAACUCAGGCCCAGACAUGACCAUCUCCGAGAUCGAUAGGCUAUUGAACGUUUCUCAGCCGUCCUUUAGGUUCAUGAUGCCAUCACGGCACUCACAAUCGUCGCGCUUAGGAAUGGAUCAUCCGCAGAACAAUGGAGGCGUGCAGAAGCCAGGUGAAUGGAUGAGCCAAAUCAGCUUGUCCUCCCUCAUCAUUCCAUCCGACCUUUCAUGUUUCAAGCAAGACGAGCCAGAAAACUUCCCGAAUCAGGAGCAGGAUCAGGAGGAACGGGAAGCUUGUCCGGACCAGCCUGGUGUAGCUGCGCCCUACCCUCAACCGGGACCAGGUGUCCCAGGACCGUCUCCAACUUCCGCAACAUCGCAAACUCCUCAAAGAUUCGUUUUUGUGCCGAAUGAACAGCCUAAGAGGCCCCGUCGAAAACCAGAGGAAAUCGAGAGGCUGUACAAAUGUGGGUGGAAUGGUUGCGAAAAAGCUUAUGGCAAUUUGGGUCACCUGAAUCAGCAUGUGUCGAAACAUUCUCAUGGACCAAAAAGAAAAGGCCGGGGGGAUGGCUAA